Musa acuminata subsp. malaccensis (wild Malaysian banana) is the source of this 1785-nucleotide messenger RNA. RefSeq lists its product as uncharacterized. The record is from RefSeq and is a predicted model, not a curated record. NCBI's taxonomy places the organism in Eukaryota, Viridiplantae, Streptophyta, Magnoliopsida, Zingiberales, Musaceae.
GGUAAUAAUAUUCUUCGUUGAGGAAGAAGGUUGGAGGGGGAAGGAGGGAAUUGGAUUCUUGAAGGCGAUGCAACCGCCUACCCUGUUGUCUCUCACCAUCGACUCCGCCCUCCGCCACAUCGCCCACAUCGCCGAUCUAUCCGCCAUCCCUGACCCCAUCGUCCUCGAGCUCUUCUGGAAAACCUUGCAGGCAGGAAAGUUGACAGAGAAGGUGUUGAAGCUAUUCAUGGCAACUGGCAAUGAAGAUAUUCUAUCCUUUGUUCAUCGCCUUAAUAUUAAACCAACCCUUACCCCCGUCCUUCCGACCAGGUGCUCCGAGAAAUUCUAGAUCACACAGUGUUCUUUUUUUGCAUUUAGAUUUUUUCAUCGUGUCCUAAAAGAGUUGAUGUUCACAUGGUGAUUGCUGGCGCUUCAACCUAACCUCACUGCUUCUCUGAUAAUGUAAGGGAGGUUAUUCUCGUUUUCUCUUGAUCAUUAUAGAAGAUCCCGACAUGGAUGGCCAAAAAAUCUUCACUGCUUUUCUGGUGAUAAUUAUCAAGGUCUUGCUCAUUCCUUUUGAUGACUAUAGAAGACCCUGACAAGGAAUGCCUCCAAAUCCCAAGGUGCUACACCGGUUCUGACAUGGAACAAUUGCACUUGUCACUGUAAAGAAUUGUCUAUCGGCAAUUGUCUUUCGGCACAGCACACAGCCAAUGUACAGACAUCCACCACAUAAUUCUUGUGCAACACAGUCUAUGAGCCAUAUCUGAAGAUUUUCUCUGUGGAUAUCAUUCAGUUGGGGGAUAUCUGAAUGCUUGGUAUCCUGCAGAGUGGACUUGAAUAUUAUCGAAAAUGGUGCCCCAACUAAGAUUGUGACUAUGGUGUCCUGCGGCUUGUGGCUUGGGAUGCCAUGUUGACUGUUUCACAGAGGGUGAUGGUGCCAGUUUCAUGGCAUCAAUGUUGCUCAACAGUAAGGUCAUGGGGCCUGCAUUGUUUCCGGAACUGUGUUUGACAGGCAUAGGAAGGAAGCUGGCACAAGACCGCGGAGAAUAUAUGAUGGGCAUAGCAGCUUAAGGUGAUCUUCAUUUGGAACUUGAAAUGAAGAGUGAGAUGCCAUAAGGGGGUUGACACAUGGAGUGUGGAAGAUAUAAUGGGAAGGGCUGAAGCCAAUAAAUGAGGUUGUGUGGCUUAUUCUAAUCAGUGAGGCUCCACAGGAUGUCAGUCACAGCAUAUCUUUUAUUGUUAUCGCUAUGAUGGUUUAGCUGCAGAGGUGGUGGAAAUGUUGCAAGCUCCGGAUCUCAACUGUCAAGGGUCAUAAGGUCGAUUGGGCACCUUCCUCUCUCCUCUUCUGAGUUAUCUGCUGGUCUUUUUACUGCCACAAAAUGAAUAUGGUUGUGUUCUCUAAGAACACUUCAAGUUACUCGAGAAUGGAUUUAUGAAGUAGAUUAUUGAUUUGCAUUAGCAACACCCGCAUGUCGCUGGAAUUCACUGCAAGUCAUGAAUGGCCAACUGUGCCAAAGCUAUUAUUGUCCCUUUGGGGGGUUCGCAUGCAUUGUCCGCUCCACAAGCUUGGUUUAUUUUUGGUUCUUGUGUUUACCAGAAUGAGGCUGGUACUAUAUUUUUUUUGGAGUCUCCCACCAAUUAAAAGUGCAGGUCGGUGCAUAUGAUGUGUGUGUGUAGUCUUUGUUACAUAUUGUGGUCAAUUGAUCAUGAAUAAGCCAACACAGGUGGUGCAACAACACGGUAGCUAUAUAGUGUUUUCAUGAAAUCAGGGUUCGUUUUAAUGCUAUUUAUCAUGUUAUUUUC